Cladophialophora carrionii CBS 160.54 is the source of this 1536-nucleotide messenger RNA. RefSeq lists its product as uncharacterized. Gene Ontology annotation, molecular function: oxidoreductase activity. Bases 1 to 1536 code for a protein of 511 amino acids. Lineage: Eukaryota; Fungi; Ascomycota; Eurotiomycetes; Chaetothyriales; Herpotrichiellaceae. The transcript has a single exon. The record is from RefSeq and is a predicted model, not a curated record.
AUGGGGAAACGUGUCGCUAUCGUGGGUAGCGGUUGCUCGGGUCUCGGUGCGUUGUGGGCUCUGCGGACCAGCACUGAUCAUGAGGUCCAUAUGUUCGAGGCCGCCUCGCGCUUGGGCGGACACGCUAAUACAGUUACCUACGAAGCCCUGGACGGGCAGAAGGUCAUGGUCGACACCGGCUUCACUGUCAUGAACACUGCCACCUACCCGAACUUCAUCCGAUUUCUCAAGGCACUUGAUAUACCAGUCAGGAGAACGGAGAUGACAUUCGCCGUCUCUCGGGAUCAAGGUACUUUCGAAUGGUCUGGCACGUCUAUAUCGUCCAUCUUCGCACAAAAGAGAAACAUUUUCAAUCCUGGCAUGUGGCGAUUGAUAUUUGAUGUCAUUCGGUUUAAUGAGUUUGCCCUUGAUCUGUUGCAAGACCAACCAGAAAGUGAGCAAGUUCAGGCCCGGGGCAUGGCCAAGACAUCUAGCAAGCCGUCUUCAGAAGAAACAAUUGGCGAGUACCUUGACCGAGAGCAUUAUUCUCAAGAGUUUCGCGACAACUACCUCUUACCCAUGACUGCGGCCCUUUGGAGCACAAGUCCCAAUAAAUGCACCUCGGAAUUCCCAGCGAUGACUUUGGUCCGCUUCCUGCACAACCACCAUCUGUUGAGGACGAAUGCAACGCGCCCAGACUGGUUGACUAUUCCUGGAGGCUCGAAGCAAUACGUCGAUGCUGUAAUGAAGCACCUUCCCAGCAAUCAAGUACACCUCAAGUCCAACGUGACCGCAUUGACACCCACUAAGAGAGGCUCUGUCAUAUUGACCGCCAAUGAGAGAGACUAUGUAUUUGACCACGUCAUACUGGCCACACAUGGCGACCAAGCGCUGAAGAUCCUUCGGCCAAUUGCGAGUACACAAGAGGCUGAGAUCCUGAGUGGGUUCCGCACCAACAGGACUGUAGCCGUCUUGCAUUCCGAUAUCUCACUCAUGCCAAAGAGGAGAAUUGCCUGGUCAGCCCGGAAUUACAUCACCGAGUCACCGUUUCCGCCGCUGAGGAGCCAGACCGUCUCCAAGGUGUGCCUGACUUAUUGGAUGAACCUGUUGCAACACAUCCCCGAUAGCAAGUUUGGCUCAGUGCUAGUCACACUGAAUCCGUUGAACAUGCCAGAUCCAAGGCUAGCACAGGGCAUCUGGGAGUAUUCUCAUCCUCUUCACAAUGCUGCAGCGAUCAGAUCACAGCGGUUGUUGCCCAAAAUCCAGAAUAUCAGAGGCAUCAGUUACUGUGGAGCGUGGACCAAGUAUGGAUCCCAUGAGGACGGCUUUAGCAGUGGCCUGUCGGUGGCGACCAACCAUCUCGGGGCGAAGCUGCCAUUCGAAUUUAUAGACUCGGAUGUCUUGAGGGGCGACAGGCCGACUCUGACCAUGAAGAAUUACCUGCUGAGGCUGAUUAUCCUUCUGGUCCAAAUAGCCCUGUUGCUCGUGGAACGUGUGUGGCACCUAGGGACUGGGCUUCUAGACCGGCGGACGGCGACGCCGAGAAAGACGAGUUGA